Molecule: messenger RNA, 1046 nt
Organism: Trichobilharzia szidati
Lineage: Eukaryota; Metazoa; Platyhelminthes; Trematoda; Strigeidida; Schistosomatidae
Source: the annotation of a GenBank genome assembly
ACUGUAACCUUGGAGGCGAUAUGAGUAAUGCGCUACGUUUAUCUAAUCUGGUCGUAAGAUGUUCGGACCCCACAGUCAAUUCCAGUGUGUUGAUCUGUCAUGGAUUACUGGGGUCUAAACAGAAUUGGAAAAGUGUUUCUCAUGCGUUAGCUCAAAAGAAGUGUGGAACUGUCGUGGCUGUUGAUUUACGCAAUCAUGGAAAUAGUCCACAUUCCGAUAGUAUGAGCUAUUUACAUAUGGCUAAGGACAUAUCAAACGUUGUAAAUGACCUUAAGCUUCAGCAGGUUUGCUUGUUGGGGCACAGUAUGGGUGGCAAAGCUGUAAUGUGUGCAUCCCUAAUGACGCCAGAAAAAUAUGAUAAAUUAGUAGUACUUGACAUUUCCCCUCUACCGAAACCUUCCGUACAAUCCCUUUACCCAAUCGUUGAUUUAUUGUCGUCUGUGAACCUCGAAGAAAUUGGACAGAAAUGUGGUGGCAAUUUAGCAGCUGUUCGGAGUUCACUGAUGGAAGAUUGGAAGGCAGCGGUUCCUGACUUCACAAUGCGUGCCUUUCUCCUUACAAAUCUCGAAGUUAAAGAUAGAAAAGUAUUUUGGAGAGUGAAUCUUAAUGCAAUUAAAAAUUGUUGGCAACAAAUAAAAAGCUUCCCUGAAAAAGAAUUGAAUGGUUGCGUGUUUGACCGGCCUACAUUGUUCCUUGCUGCAAGCAAGGGAGACUACUUAUCAGCUUCAGACGUACCUGCUAUACGUAAAUACUUCCCUCGAGCGCAAAUUCUUCAAAUAGCUAAUACUGGUCACUGGAUUCACUUUGAUGCUCCAAAUACAGUCAUCAGUUUGAUUACAUCUUUUAUUCAAAAGGAAUCAAUUGACAUAACUUCAUAUACAGAUGUUACGGAGCUCAAGUAGACCAAAAUGAAAAGUUCACAGAAUAAUACCAUUACUGUCAGAAAGAAUAACUAACUGCUGUGUUGAGAUCACCUUUAUUUUUCCCUUAUUUUUGUUGUUGUUUGUAUUGCAUACUUGUGCAGAAGCAAAAUCUAAAGUUUCACU